Fusarium poae is the source of this 2256-nucleotide messenger RNA. RefSeq lists its product as uncharacterized. Bases 1 to 2256 code for a protein of 751 amino acids. The transcript has a single exon. Lineage: Eukaryota; Fungi; Ascomycota; Sordariomycetes; Hypocreales; Nectriaceae. Gene Ontology annotation, molecular function: RNA binding. The record is from RefSeq and is a predicted model, not a curated record.
AUGGGCGCAACAACUAAUGAUCGAAAGCGUCCUCACGCUACUGAGGAUAUCGACCCUGCUUCCUUCGAAGAUCGUGACAAUGGCGACGUGAAGUCCAAGAAGAGACCUCGAACUGAGGACCGUCGAUCGCUCUUCGUUCGCUCGCUUCCCCCCGGUGCCACGAGCGAAAGCCUUACCGAUUUCUUCUCUCAACAUUACCCAGUCAAGCACGCCACUGUCGUUGUUGACCAAAAGACCAAGGAAUCGAGAGGUUACGGUUUCGUGACCCUGGCCGACGCCGAAGAUGCUGUCGAGGCCAAGAAGGCUCUGGAUAAGCAAGAUUGGAACGGUCGUCGCAUCCGUAUCGAUGUUGCCGAGCCAAGACAAAGAAACAACACUACUGGCGAACUGCCUGCUCACAAGCUUCGCAAGGAGGAGAUUCAAAAGCCCAACAAACUGAUUAUUCGAAAUCUGCCUUGGAGUAUCAAGAAAGCGGAACAGCUGGAGCACCUCUUCCGAAGCUUCGGAAAGGUUAAGUUUGCCGAUCUGCCUCAAUCAAAGGGCAAGCUCAAGGGAUUCGGAUUUGUUACCCUCAGGGGAAGGCCGAACGCAGAGCGCGCAUUGGAAGCUAUCAAUGGCAAAGAGAUCGACGGCAGAACUCUUGCAGUUGAUUGGGCUGUCGACAAGGAAACCUGGGAUAAACAGCAAGAACCCGAGGAGGAAGAGAAGAAACAGAAGAAAGGAAACAAGAAACAACAGGUUGAAGAAGAUGACGAUGAUCAAACAUCCUCAGAAGGGAGUGAUGACGAGGACGACGAAGAUGACAAGAGUGACGAUGUAGAGGGUGGCGCCGAGGUCAACCGGGACGACCAAUUGGACGCCGAUCUGAAGAACUUCUUCAAGAACCACAUGGAGAAUCUCGAAGAUGAGGACGAUGAGGACGAGGACGACGAGGAUGAUGAUGAAAAGGAUGACGAGAUCGAAAAGGAGGUCGAAGCUUUACAACCUAAAAAGCUGAUGACAGACAACUCAUCAACUGUCUUCGUUCGCAACCUACCAUUCACGACUACAGACGAACAGCUCAAGAGCUUCUUUGGCCACUUCGGCAAGAUCCGUUACGCUCGAGUGGUCAUGGACAAAGUUACUGAAAAACCAGCCGGCACCGGUUUCGUCUGUUUUGUUGACGUCGAUGAAGCCAAGAGCUGCAUCAAGGGUGCCCCCCGCACUCAAGCACCUGUCGCCGCCGCCAAAACAUCAAUCCUCCAAGACGAGAGUGCUGAUCCAGAUGGAAAGUACACUCUCGAUGGCCGACUUCUCUCGGUUACACAGGCAGUCAACAAGCAAGAGGCCACCAGCCUUGCCGAAAACUCUCUUGCCAAGCGCAACGAAAAGGACAAGCGUAAGCUUUUCCUGCUAGGCGAGGGUGUUAUCGACAAGAACUCGCCUCUGUUUAACCUCCUCACAGAGCCGGAGCAUCGUAUGCGACAGGCCAGUGCUGCUCAACGUAGGAAGCUUGUACAGGGCAACCCCAGUCUUCACCUGAGCUUGACUCGACUGGCCCUGCGUAACAUUCCCCGCAACAUGGAUUCGAAGGAUCUCAAGGAGCUUGCGCGAAAGGCUGUUGUUGGGUUCGCCAGAGAUGUUAAGGCUGGACUUCGACAACCCCUUUCAAAGGAAGAGAACGCCCGAGACGGAAAGGAUGCCAAGGAGAAAGAACACGAACGCAAGGCCAAGGGCAAGGGUAUCAUUCGCCAGGCGAAGAUUGUGUUUGAGAGUGGACAGGGACAGAAGAUGCAGGAGAAGGAUGGUGGUAAGAGUCGUGGCUAUGGUUUCAUCGAAUACACUUCGCACCAUUGGGCGUUGAUGGGACUUCGAUAUCUCAACGGUCUUCAGCUCGAGAACGAAGUGGGCAAGAAGCAGAGGCUAGUCGUCGAGUUCGCCAUUGAGAACGCCCAGGUUAUUCAGCGACGACGUGCCAACGAGGAGAGGUCUCGACAACUGAACCCAGAGCACAACAAGGGUGGCAAGACUGAGGCCCAGCUGAAGACUCUUGCUCAGCAUACAAAGGAUAACAAGAAGCGUGGACGCAAAGAUGAUAGGGGUGAUAGGGGUGGAAAGCCUGGCAAGUUUGGAAAGCCUGGAAGGGAUGCGCCCAGGAAGCAACCAGAGCAAGAUGGCGGCCGAAAACCCGAGACAGACGCCGAGAUGAAGCACAGGUUGAUUGCUCGAACAAGAGUUAUGCGCAAGAAGAAGUCUAUGAGUCGGGGUGGGAAAUAA